This is a messenger RNA of Entrophospora sp. SA101, 969 nucleotides long. Lineage: Eukaryota; Fungi; Glomeromycota; Glomeromycetes; Entrophosporales; Entrophosporaceae. The record is from the annotation of a GenBank genome assembly.
AUGUCUGCAUUACUCGAUCAAUCUUCUUCAUCGUCAUCUUCUCCCGCUAUUGCUUCCUCAUCUAUUAUUAUAAAUAACAACGAUCCAAUUGAUAAUAAUAAUAAUAUCAGCCAAGAAUCUUCUACCAAUAAUAACAACAUAUCUUCAAUAUUCUCUUUAUUAAAUCAUCACGAACAAUCCAACAACAACAACAAGAAUGUUACAGAUGAUGUAAAUGUUUCAAGCGAUUCUUCUAAUAAUCAAACUAGCAAUGUUGUUAGUGACAUCACCACAUCUGAUAAUUCAACAGCCAAUUCUUCUUCUCAAUCAUCAUCAACAUCUUCUCAAGAAAACCAUCAUAAUGGUCACUGGAGACGUUAUUCUGAACCAAGCUUAUCGUCAUCAUCUAUUAUUUCUGAUGACAAGAGCCAUGACAACAAUCAAAAUAAUAAUCAAUCAUCACUUGAAUCUGCUACUGCUAUCGACGUUACCCCAUCUACCGAUCUUACAUCACCUAUCGAUGUUACUUCACCUUCUAAUACUGCUGCUGUUGACGAUAAUGGUCAACAAUCGUCACAAAAAGUCAAACGUAAACGUAUCACUCAAGAUCAAUUAAUUGACCUUAUGUCCGUAUUUGAAAAAACUGACACUCCUAGUUAUGAUGUCCGUGAAAAAUUGGCCAAGAAAUUAAAAAUGACAAACAGAGAAGUUCAGGUGUGGUUCCAGAAUAGACGUGCAAAAGCUAAUCGUGCAAAAGCAAAUGAACAUAAUGCUUCUCAACAACAUCAUCGUUUCUUACAUCAUCAUUCGGUUACUGCUACUCAUCAUACUGCUAACGGUCAUCAUGGUCGUAAUAAUCGUCGACAUUCUUACGCACACCCUCCCUCCUCCUCACAUUCACCUUCUGUCACAUCAUCACAUAAUAAAAUAACUACUCAACAUAAUCAUAAUCGUACUAGACCAAGAGCAUCAACUCAGUGGCAACAAUAA